UGAUUGCAAACUCGUGGCUUCGUAGAAUUUACCGGGCGGAAUAUAUAUGUUACAUGUGCGGUGAUUCCGUAGAAAGGCAACUUUGAGUCUUCUAUUUGUAUUCCUUUGCGACGAAUUUUUUACCUCGGUUUACUUGGGUUUGGACGAUGUUAGCUGGGAAAUUCAAUUUCACAACACUACAGACUCUUUUAAGACUUUCGUUUUCUCGUUAUGGUAGGGUCUUAGUCGCGCCAACAAGUCUCUUCAAGCAAAACUUGCACAGUUUCAAUAUAAAUAGACCAAAAGAAGUUGCAGAUCUAUUAAGGAUUAAGGAACUAGCAUAUGGAAAGCUAGUACCUGGAGAACUUGCUGCUGACCCCAAGAUCUCGGCGUGCUUCCGUUCGACAGUUCGAACGGGAGUAUUGGCUAGGAAGGCAGGAAUGAUGCAAUACUGGGAUGAAAAAGGGAUCAUGCACCCGUGUACAGUAGUUGUUAUUGACAGAUGUCAAGUAGUUUAUAUAAAUCCUGUAAAGGACAGCAAGGGAAGAGUAGGUCUUCAAGUGGGAGCAGGGCUUGAACGUCCAUAUCAAAUGCGUAAGUUCCUGAGGAUGCAUUUUGCAUAUAAUGGAGUAGAGCCUAAGAAGAAACUGGCUGAAUUUCGUGUGACGGAGGACGCAAUAGUUCCAAUAGGAACUGAGCUUUCGGCUAAUCAUUUUGUUGUUGGACAAUACGUAGAUGUCAUAGGAACCUCUAAAGGAAAGGGUACUCAAGGAGCUAUGAGGAGAUGGGGCUUUGCUGGUCAAAAUGCGUCUCACGGUGUUAGUAAAGCCCAUCGAAAAAUAGGCUCAGUAGGAGGUGGAAGGUCCAGACCUCAAGAGACUCCAAAAGGUAAAAAGAUGGCGGGAAAGAUGGGAAGAAAGAGAGUUACGAUACAAAGCUUGGAAGUUCUUCGUGUAGAUGCUGAGAGAAACCUCUUAUAUUUACAUGGUGCAGUUCCUGGACAUCGAGGAAGCUGGGUAAGAGUGCGAGACGCUAAAAAGAAGCCUUUUGAACCAGAAAAGGUACCUCCUUCACCAACUUACGUUCCUGUAGAAGGUGAAAAACAAGAGACUUUCGUAUCAGGUUGAAUCAUAUUCGCAGAUAAAGUGGACUUGAG
Galdieria sulphuraria is the source of this 1135-nucleotide messenger RNA. Its product is annotated as 60S ribosomal protein L3. Bases 147 to 1106 code for a protein of 319 amino acids. Lineage: Eukaryota; Rhodophyta; Bangiophyceae; Galdieriales; Galdieriaceae. The record is from RefSeq and is a predicted model, not a curated record. The transcript has a single exon. Gene Ontology annotation, cellular component: mitochondrial large ribosomal subunit; ribosome. Gene Ontology annotation, biological process: translation. Gene Ontology annotation, molecular function: structural constituent of ribosome.